Phodopus roborovskii (desert hamster) is the source of this 2704-nucleotide messenger RNA. RefSeq names its product family with sequence similarity 174 member B (gene Fam174b). The record is from RefSeq and is a predicted model, not a curated record. The transcript has 3 exons. NCBI's taxonomy places the organism in Eukaryota, Metazoa, Chordata, Mammalia, Rodentia, Cricetidae. The coding region runs from base 243 to 698 and encodes 151 amino acids.
CCCACGCGGGGCCGAAGCCCGUCGAAUGACUCGGUGCAACGUGUUGGUGGCUGCUGCGCGGCGGCGCGGGUUCUUCCGGGCUCUGCUGCUUCCUGCCGAGCACCGCGCAGCCGCCUCGGCCGCGGGAGCCCCCGGCGCAGGCCUCCGGGGUGCAAGCCUCCAGGGCACAGACCUUCUGGCUGCGAGUCUCCCAGGCUCAGGCUUCCUGGAGGCAGACCUCCGCACCGUGCGCACAGCGCACCAUGAGCGCCUUGUCGCCACCGCUGCCGCUGCUGCCGCUGCUGCUCGCUCUCCUGGCCGCGCCCGCCGCCCUCGCUCACACAGCCGAGUCCGUCUCGGCCUCGCAGCGCGAAGCGGAGCACCAGCCUUCGCUUAGCCUGAAAAAUGUCACCCGGCUGGAAUCUGGCGUGGCGGGCGGGGGCGGCUCCAAUAGCAGCGGCCAAGCUGUGGUGACCCGAAUCUCCAGCUUGCUUCGCGACCUGCCCACCCUGAAGGCGGCAGUGAUCGUGGCGUGCGCCUUCAGCGCGCUGCUCAUCGCCUGCCUGCUGCUGCGAGUCUUCAGGAUGGGAAAGAGGUUGAAGAAGACCCGAAAGUAUGACAUCAUCACCACUCCUGCUGAGCGUGUGGAGAUGGCCCCACUGAACGAGGAGGACGAUGAGGACGAGGACGCCACGGUAUUUGACAUCAAGUAUAGGUAAAACUGUUUGGGCGUGUCCGCAUCCUUCCUGGGGGAAGCUGGUCGGCUGCAGACUGGGCACCAUCUCUCACCUGAGGUGUUGAAACCAAAACCAAUGUUAUUUAUGAAACUCUGGCUCCACUCUUGUGUGUCCAGCACCUGCUUGGAAUGUCGCCAUCAAACUUGUCCCCAGUCUCCAGAUGCAAGUCACCUCAGCCACCCUUGGAUACCCCUUGGAGAUGCUCUUUGCAUGCCUUCCUUGAGGGGUUUUCUACCUUCUUAAGAGGCGAAGAUGGGAACAUUGAUUUCAAAGAAUCUUUCUAGAACAACUGUACAAGGAGUAUCAAUAAUCUUAAAAAGCAGGGCUGGGGAGAUAGCUUAGCUAUAACCUGAUUACCUUGUAAGCAGGGGACAUGAGUUUUGUCUUUAGAGUUCACAUUUAAACAAGACAAAACUAGUAUGAUGUUCCACACCUCUAAUCAGCUCUGGGGAGAGAGGUGACCCUGGGUUGACUGCUCAGCCAGCCUAGCCUAAUGAGUGAGUUCCAUUGAAGACACCUGAUCACAGAAAUGGUGGAUGACUCCAGAGGAACAAUGGGCAACGUUCAUUUCUGACUCCAACACACAUUUACCAACACCACACACACACACAUACACACACACACACACACUUCAAAAGCCUGAAGGACCUUCAGAUGUACCUAGCAGAAUCCUGACAUCUUGCUCUCCCAAGUCUUUUCAUCAUCAUCAUCAGGUCUGGCUUUUUUUGGCUGUGUGAUAUUUCAGAGUGGGCAUACAAGUUCCCCACCAUCCCACACCCUACCCCACUCCACCCCACCCUUUCUAAGAGGUUCAGCAUAAAUAGGAAUGGCUACAACACAAACAUAUUUCAAAUUUUCAGGGAUCACCACAUGGGUGAGUGUGUGAAUGGGUGUGUACACUUGUUUCUCUUCUCAUGGGGAUGGAGAGUGCCAGGUAGCUUUUGGUGAUUUGUGUGUGUGUGUGUGUGUGUGUGUGUGUGUGUGCUGAAAAAAACGUUUCUCUGUCCCACCCUAUUUCUGUGUUGUCCAUCUUAGUGAUAUAAUACUAAGAAGAAAUCUUAGUGGUAAUUAAAACGAAUGGUAGUUUGGUUGGCUGAAAAAGGAAAAAGGGACACUGUCAGGGACUCUGUUGGAAGUCAGCACAGGCUAGGUUGGACUAGACUGGAGUGUGAGCCAUCCUGGGCCCAUUGCACCUCACCUGGGAGCUGGGUACCCAGGGAUGCCCAGAGGAAAUAGGCCCUGGACUAACUGCUCAGGUUAAUGGAGGCCUCCCACUUGGCCUUCUUGUAUAUUGCUGUGGCUGUUAUGCUGUGCAAAUCUAACAGCAGUGCCUUGGGGACCCUGGGAGUGUAGUAGUCUGGGAAGGUGGCUGUUGUUUUUGCCUUGUUUCCUUCCUAGUGUUUGUGUACUUGUCUGUUUGAUGCCCUUCUCUAUUGCUUUGGAUGAAAACCCCCACGUUGGCCAGCUCCGCCCUACUGCCAGACUCUCUAGUUCCUGACUGGGGUUGUGGCAGUGGGUGGAAAGGGCCACCCUGGCUCCAGAGCCUGGCUGGGCAUGGUUGCUGUGCAACCCUAACUCAUCGUGAGGUGUGCCAUUCUCCUGGGUUCCCGUUACCUCUGCUCCUCAGUUGACUUCUCUCAGCCUUCUGCUCUGUUGGCCAGAGGGGUGGGGCUGGAAUCAGAGCAGGUGGCUGUCUGCCCUCACCAUGUACUCAAGGACAGUGGUGACUCUAGGAAGCUGGCCACCUCCAAGCUGUGCACCCUGCCCUCUCAGCCUGUGGUUACCACCUCCCAUUCAGGGGUUCUAGAACUGCAGCUGUACCAUCUAGAAAAGCUGGAUUCUCCUGCCUUAUGUGUGAACACCACGGAUCCGGCUGCCAGUCUCUCAUCACUGACUGUGGCAAGAAUGGCAGGACAGUGACCUUCCAAAUCCUGAUGAAACUUCAGCACCACAGACACUUAAAUAAAGACCCUUAAAACAAACAAGAA